CAGCAGCAAGUAGCCAUGAGUGGCCUGUUCACGCAGGCCCCUCCCCAUGGCCUGCAGGAUCUCGGAGCCAGCCACAGAGCUCACCAGAUGCUCGGCAGGUCAGAUGGGGCCUCCCCGCGGAGGUUGGCUGGGGACCUCCCAGGACGGUGCACAGCUAACAAUGCUUGUGAAGUGCUGAUAGUCCGUGUAAAUCACACGACGGACCAGCAGGCAGAAGCGCGGUCCUUCCUCAGCGAGGAAAUGAUUGCGGAGUUCAAGGCCGCCUUCGACAUGUUCGACGCGGACGGCGGCGGGGACAUCAGCACCAAGGAGCUGGGCACCGUCAUGCGCAUGCUGGGGCAGACUCCCACCAAGGAGGAGCUGGAUGCCAUCAUUGAGGAGGUGGAUGAAGAUGGCAGUGGCACCAUUGACUUCGAAGAGUUCCUGGUCAUGAUGGUGCGGCAGAUGAAGGAGGAUGCCAAGGGCAAGUCGGAGGAGGAGCUGGCAGAGUGCUUCCGCGUCUUCGACAAGAACGCAGAUGGGUACCUCGAUGCCGAGGAGCUGACCGAGAUUUUCCGAGCCUCUGGGGAGAGCGUGACUGAGGAGGAGAUUGAGGAGCUCAUGAAAGACGGGGACAAAAACAAUGAUGGACGCAUCGACUUUGAUGAGUUCCUGAAGAUGAUGGAAGGUGUGCAGUAAAGGACCGAUGUUCCUGCAAGCCAGGCCCUGCUCCAUGGCCGCACAGCCAAGCCAAGCCCACUUUGGGAGCAGCCUCCAGCCAGAGCACCUGGUCUCCCCUGCCCUGUGAAGCGCUCACUUUGUACUGUUCCACUGCUCCCUGAGACUGGCUCCCUUGUGGCCGUGCCCCAGGGCUGGUGGGCUGUGGACUCACCUCUCACAUGGCUGGAAAGAGCCUUUCCCCCAUCUGUAAACGCUGUGUAUAGUACUGAAGCCUCAUUAAAAGGGUCAAAGGUUUGAACCUG
Molecule: messenger RNA, 962 nt
Organism: Gopherus flavomarginatus (Mexican gopher tortoise)
Lineage: Eukaryota; Metazoa; Chordata; Testudines; Testudinidae
Gene: TNNC2
Product: troponin C2, fast skeletal type
Exons: 6
Coding region: 16-678 (220 amino acids)
Cellular component (GO): myosin II complex
Molecular function (GO): calcium ion binding
Source: RefSeq, a predicted model, not a curated record